This is a messenger RNA of Lathyrus oleraceus (garden pea), 387 nucleotides long. Its product is annotated as secreted RxLR effector protein 161-like. The transcript has a single exon. NCBI's taxonomy places the organism in Eukaryota, Viridiplantae, Streptophyta, Magnoliopsida, Fabales, Fabaceae. Bases 1 to 387 code for a protein of 128 amino acids. The record is from RefSeq and is a predicted model, not a curated record.
AUGUAUAAUUACUUUGACUGUAGACCUGCAGGCACACUAUACGAUCCAAGUAUGAAACUGUUUAUGAACACCGGUGGAAGUGCCAGACAAACAGAGUAUGCGAGCAUCAUUGGCAGUCUUAGGUAUGUCACUGAUUGUACUGGACCUGAUAUUGCAUAUGCCGUAAGAUUUUUGUGCAGAUUUACUAGUAGACUGAGUAACGAGCAUUGGCAAGCUAUUGAGCGAGUCAUGUGGUAUCUUAAAAAUACUAUAAAUCUUGUUUUGCAUUAUCAGAGAUUUCCUGUUAUACUUGAAGGAUAUAGUGAUGCAGAUUGGAAUACCUUAUCAGAUGAUUCCAAAGCAACUAGUAUCUAUAUAUUCAAUAUAGGUGGAGGAUCUGUAUCUUAG